Canariomyces notabilis is the source of this 1638-nucleotide messenger RNA. RefSeq names its product L-gulonolactone/D-arabinono-1,4-lactone oxidase. Gene Ontology annotation, molecular function: FAD binding; D-arabinono-1,4-lactone oxidase activity. Gene Ontology annotation, cellular component: membrane; mitochondrion. Lineage: Eukaryota; Fungi; Ascomycota; Sordariomycetes; Sordariales; Chaetomiaceae. The record is from RefSeq and is a predicted model, not a curated record. The coding region runs from base 1 to 1638 and encodes 545 amino acids. The transcript has a single exon.
AUGACAUCUCACUCGGACCUCUCCACCCUCCCGCCGGAGGUGCGGGACCUGAUCCUCGCCUCAUCAGAAGAACACGGCGUCGCCUUCCGGGCGCGCACCGCCUACACGCACCGGACCUGGGCGCGCACCUAUUCCUGCCUGCCCGAGCUGCUCAUCCAGCCCGAGUCGCUCGCCGAGAUUGAGCUUACCGUGACCUUGGCGCGCCGCUGCCGCCGCCGCCUGGUUACCGUCGGCUCCGGCCACUCCCCUUCGGACCUAACGUGCACCUCGUCCGGGUGGAUGGUCAACCUGGACCGCUUCGACCGCGUGCUGUCGCUCGACCCGGAAACGGGUAUCUGCGUGCUGCAGUCGGGCAUCCGUCUGCACCAGCUCACGGCCGCGCUCGACGCGGCGGGGCUGGCCAUGCCCAGCUUGGGAAGCAUCAACGAGCAGAGCAUCGCCGGCGCCAUCAGCACGGGCACACAUGGUAGCAGCCUGCGCCACGGCCUCAUCAGUGAGAGCGUCCUUGCCUUAAAGGUCACCAUGGCUGAUGGCAAGACGAGGAGUUGCUCCCCCCAGGAAAGGCCCGAGCUGUUCCGUGCCGCUCUGCUGUCGCUUGGCGCGCUGGGCAUCAUCACUGAGGUGACGUUCAAGGCGGUGCCGGCGUUCUCGCUGGCCUGGAGUCAGACGAUCGACAUGGACCAGAGGCUGUUUGCCACGUGGGAGGGGGAGUUGUGGCGGCAGGCCGAGUUUGUGAGGGUGUGGUGGUUCCCUUAUAUGAGGCGGGCGGUAGUGUGGAAGGCGGACGCGGUGGACAGGAAGGAUUUGGAGGAGGGGAGGGUGAAGCAUUAUGAGCCGCCCACGAGCUUUCAGGAUAGCCGGCUGGGGUACGUGGUGUACCAGAAUCUGCUGGCGUUGGCGAGGUGGUUCCCCAGGAUAACGCCCUGGGUCGAGUGGUUCGUUUUCGGGCUACAGUAUGGUUUCGGCAACGGGGAGAGCACCCGCGUCAGCGGGGUACAGCCGAGCCACAAGGCCUUCUUGCUGAACUGCCUCUACAGCCAGUUUGUCAACGAGUGGGCCAUCCCCUUGCACAAGGGUCCGGAGGCACUACAACGUCUCGGAGCCUGGCUCAACAGGCUGCAGCCCGGCGACCCGGGCUAUGUCGACCACCGCAUCCCGUUCAGCGCCGAGGGCCUGUGGGUCCACAGCCCCGUCGAGGUCCGCGUGAGCGACACGACCGUCAAUUCCAGCGCCGCCAAGGGUAACCGGCCGUUCCUGGAUAUCACGCCCGACGACGGUCCCGCGCUGUAUCUCAAUGCGACCAUGUACAGGCCGUACUUCAAGGACCCGACAUACGAGGCUACCGAAAGGUAUUACCAGGCGUUUGAGUGGCUCAUGAGGGACCUCGGCGGCAAGCCACACUGGGCAAAGGCGUUUACUGUCACGCCGGAGGAAUUUGCAAAGUGGUAUGGGAAUGACUGGGUGCAGUUCUGCAAGGUGAGGGACGAGGUCGACCCAGAAGGCAUGUUUGUCGGCCCAUGGCACAGGAGGUAUCUCCUUGGGGCCGUGGAUGCGCAGCGACUUCCACUGGAGGAAUCUGGCUUCGAGCUGAAGCGGGCGAAAGGUGGUGGUUUCAUGACUACGGGGAGGCAACCCUAG